AUGAAAGGAUUGAAAGAUCUUCACUACCGUGAAACAGAAGCCAAAGUGGGUAUUGGAGAGUGGAAGGGUUGUAUCAAGCAGAAGUCGGGUAGAAAGACGAAAGACAGAGCCGAAAUUGCUAGGAUUCGAGCUGUCCCAGUUGAAGAGAGGAAGCCGUACCGGAGGCAUGCCGACGCGGCUGGCAUCUCUAAGCAUCUAGUACAAGCGCUGAUCCGUGAGGGUGUCCUCAAGGUGCAUUCCACUCGCAUUAAGCCAUACCUAUCGGGCGACAACAAGCAUCGACGUAUUGAACAUGCGCCCACAUUCAUCGGUCCCACGACGCUCAUGUUUGAGCCCAUGUAUGACAUAGUGCACGUUGAUGAGAAGUGGUUUCACGAAGACGACAAUACACGCUCGUGCUUUAUAUUUGACGGCGAAACCGCUCUGCAGCGUAGCAGAUGGGAAUCACACAGGAAACAACAAUGGGACGGCUCUCCAGCUUAA
Messenger RNA from Phytophthora nicotianae INRA-310, 483 nucleotides. RefSeq lists its product as hypothetical. The transcript is spliced from 4 exons. The record is from RefSeq and is a predicted model, not a curated record. Bases 1 to 483 code for a protein of 160 amino acids. Lineage: Eukaryota; Oomycota; Peronosporomycetes; Peronosporales; Peronosporaceae. Gene Ontology annotation, molecular function: nucleic acid binding.